Molecule: messenger RNA, 4382 nt
Organism: Brienomyrus brachyistius
Lineage: Eukaryota; Metazoa; Chordata; Actinopteri; Osteoglossiformes; Mormyridae
Gene: pou3f1
Product: POU class 3 homeobox 1
Exons: 1
Coding region: 1008-2138 (376 amino acids)
Biological process (GO): brain development; regulation of transcription by RNA polymerase II
Cellular component (GO): nucleus
Molecular function (GO): DNA-binding transcription factor activity, RNA polymerase II-specific; RNA polymerase II cis-regulatory region sequence-specific DNA binding
Source: RefSeq, a predicted model, not a curated record
AUUAACUGUGUUGCAUAAAUGUUGCGGUACCGGUGUAAUGAACAGACAUUAAACUCCGCAGCGCAGAUUCUUCGGAUCGCAAAAAAAGUUACACUACAGCGGUUAAGUUCGCCUCAUAUUCGAAUACUUUCGUCAUACACUGAUCGGCUAUGUUAGCUAACAAAGCUUUAAUCAGCCAAUGCACCUGACUUUGUACGUUCAGGCGACUGCACUGCACAAUACUCGACAGACAUCGGCGCAUAAAAUGCGCUUUGAGCGAAAUGUCUGUUAACAAGUCGCUCGGCGGUGUCAUCGUAGAAACUGUAAUGGGCAGAGCCGAUUAAAAUAACAUCCGCUUCGCAUGAGCUGCAAAUAUUACAGAAUGAACAGACGACUAAUUCCACGCACCAUGAUAAAUUCCUUAAUAUUUAGCGAAGGCACUGAUUAUAACGUCAUUUUCUUGCUGACAAAACCCACGCAACUGACAACCUUACAUUAAUGCCACAUCGUAUUUGUUUACGCCCGUUUCUUUUGUGAAGGAGGGUGUAUUCUUCGGAAAUGGAACAAGAAUGCUAAUCUAGUUUAUUAGGGAGCCACGUUUAAGCUGCAGUGACUAAACGGGCUGUGGUGGGGAGACGUAUAUUUCUUACAGCGCUGCAAAAAGAUCUCUGUACUCCCCCACGUGGUUAUUUUCAAAACAACUCGGAUAAACCCGGAGAAACCCAAUUAUUCCUUACUGUUUCCCGGCCCCUUCUGCCUUAUCUAGUUGGGGGGGGGGGGGUGGAAACGGAGAAAACAAACACGGGGACGGCCAAUUGCGAGGAGCCGGGACCGGCGUGCCGUCAGCCAACCGAGCGGCCCGCAAGGGGGAAAGCGGAAUAUCGGGCCACAUGAGUCAGUGACGAGCCAAUGCAAGCGAAGGGGAGGAGUGUCUUGUCGUUUUCGAGACCUCCCUGAGAAGAUUGUUGCAUUUUUGGCUCUAAAGCCCGGAGAUCUCCGAAGUGCCGUCAGUGUUCGAAGUAGAAGUCAUGGCUACAACAGCUCAGUAUAUUCCUCGGAAUAACUCUUUACCUUCCAAUCCACUCAUGCAUCCGGACUCGGAUAGGAUGCAUCAGGGGACAACUUACAGAGAGGUGCAGAAAAUGAUGCACCACGAGUAUUUGCAAGGACUUGCGGCGACGAACACUGGGCAUCCGAUGAGUUUGACGCACCACCAGUGGCUACCCACCUCCAGCACCGACUGGACCAGCGGAACCCACAUCGGGCAGCCCGAGCACAAUAAAUCAAGCGUUCAAGCCAGCAGAGAGGACCUGAACGGCGGCUUUCACCACAGGUCGCACCUGGUACACCAACAGACGCAGAACAGCCACCACGGGUCAUGGGCGCCAACCACGACUCACCACUUGUCCCCACUGUCUCCUGCCUCCAACGGCCACCAGUCCCUUGUCUACUCCCAGCCGGGCUACACGAAUCUGAACGCCAUGCUGAGCCCGCAGCCCUCAUCCCUGCACCACGGAAUGAGAGACCCACUCCACGAAGACGCAAGCAGUCACGACAACCAGAUGGAGUCCCCACAGCAGCCUUUUGGACACCACCAAGACCACUCAGACGAAGAUGCUCCCAGCUCCGAUGACCUGGAGCAGUUUGCUAAACAGUUCAAGCAGCGACGGAUCAAACUGGGCUUCACGCAGGCGGACGUGGGCUUGGCGCUGGGGACCCUGUACGGUAACGUCUUCUCCCAAACCACCAUCUGCAGGUUCGAGGCGCUGCAGCUGAGUUUCAAGAACAUGUGCAAACUUAAGCCGCUGCUUAACAAGUGGCUGGAGGAGACAGACUCCAACACCGGCAGUCCAACCAAUUUGGACAAGAUCGCCGCUCAGGGCAGGAAACGAAAGAAGAGGACCUCGAUUGAGGUCGGGGUGAAAGGCGCGCUGGAGAACCAUUUCUUAAAAUGCCCUAAACCCUCCGCCCACGAGAUCACCAGCUUAGCUGGAACUCUUCAGCUGGAAAAAGAAGUUGUCCGCGUUUGGUUUUGCAACAGAAGACAGAAAGAGAAACGGAUGACCCCGGUCGGGGUACCUCACCCGAGUAUGGAGGAUGUAUACUCACAGGCAGACACCCCCCCGCUACACCACACGCUACAGAGUCCUGUCCAGUGACUACUUUAAUGAACUAGUCUAUUAUUUAAAAGAGAAAAUAAUUACAAAAGGGACUGUGGAAUUUACAGUAUUUUAUUUUGCUUUCGUUUUCUUAAAAAAAAAGAAAAAAGAAAGAGAUAUGGCAAGUGAUUGGUCGCCGGUAACCGAAGAUUAUGGUACAAAACAUGUAGGCGUGCUGGAAAUUUUUGUUCGUUUUAAUAGGUUUAUUUCUAUGAAAAAAAAUCCACGUGCAUUUAAAUAAAUCAAAGAUUUUAUGUACCAAAAUGUGGAGGAGGAUGAGUAAGAAAAAAAAAAACAUAUAGGCAAAUGAACCUUCGUGCUAUUGAAAGAGAAAUCGCGGGCCGUUUGUGCUUUAACUGCUGAAGCUAUUUCCGAAAGAAAUUUCCACAAACUCGGCCUUUUCACUAAAUAGCGUCGCGUUUUUCCUGUUUUUUUUUCUGGUUAACCGGAUCUAUUAUUAUUAAUUAUUAUUGUUAUUGAUUUCGUUUACGUAUUACUUGUGAUGUAUUGCUUUUCGAGUACCCUAGCAUCAGUGUCUCUACUGUACUGCAGAACUAAAAGUAUGUCAUUUUUGUUUAUUUCUAUUAAUUAUAAUGCUAUUUAACACAGCAUAAAACAACCUUUACUCCUUUACGAGUCCACAAUGGGGGGAAAUCGUGAGCGGGAUGGGGGCGUCAUAUUUUUGAGGGAAAGCGUGACAACACUGGCAAAACAGUGACACUUUCGUCGAAAGCAUUUCUGUAAGGAUAUCGCCUGCUGGCAAAGCCGCAAAAACCAGGCUUAGUGACGGCAAUGGCCAAACCUGCAUAUAGAAGCACACAUCACACAGGACAACAAACGGAUUGUUCAACUUUUAUUUGUCUGUUUUCUCCCUUUCUUUUGCGUGUAGCACUUAUUUUUUAACGUCACGGUGUUGUUGCUGUCAUUCAUUAAUUAGUUAUUCUUUAUUGUGAACGAAUUUCUUCUCAGUUGUGCAAAAAUGUUCGUGUUUACAGUUUCAAAGAGUAGUUGACGCUGUCAAGUAAAUCGCUGACCAUCAUACAAUUACAAUAGAAUAUUGUAAAAGUGAUUAGUGAAACACAACAGGAAGAAUGUUAAGUCUCAGGUAACAUUCACCCCAGCUCGACCUCUCGCUGUAUUAUGUAAAAAAUGAUCGACUUAUCAUAUUACUAUCAGUAAAAAGGCUAUCCCCCUUGGUUUAAAUAAUUGUUUGACUAUAUCAUAUUCAGUACAUGCUGAUAACAUCGGAAAAUGCUCAUAGCAAGGUAAUGAAGACAGGCUUUUCGGAUAUGUUUAUCAUUUUUGUGUGUUUUUCCGCUAAAUGUUCGGCAGAUUCGAAUAGACAGACCCACGGCAGAUUCAUUCCGCAGCGUUACCCGAUACAACGCGAUACCACUACUUUUUAUGAAACGCAUUUUAAGAUACUGUUGCCAGGAUUAUUUCCAAUAUGUAAAUAUGUCGAAUAUGUAAACUUAUGAAUUUGUUUUGAUUUUUCUUUUUCUUUCUGGGCAGUUUUGUACACUUACUAAUUCCGAAAAGAUAUUUUAAUAUGAUUUCAUUUAUGAAUUUGCCGUUUAUAAAUAUAUACAUAUAUAUUUAUUUCCUAAAUGUGUUUUGGAGCUUUUGUUUAGCUCUUUAAUAAUUAUGUUGCAGUGAAUUACAAAAUGUUUUGUUUACUACAUUGGUUGUAUGUUGAUUGCAAAAUGUAGACUGCAAAGUCACAUUUAUAUUUAUGUUUUAGUAAUAUUUUAUUACUUACAUAAAACGCAUAUACACGAAAAGGUGUUCUGUCUUUCUUAAGUAUACUAAUUCACCCAAAACGUGUGUCGCUAUCUAUCGUGACACCGCCAAAUGUGUGUUAAACAAUUUCUAGAAACUCUAAAUUUGACCAAUGUCAAAUGUAAAAUGUCUAUUCUACCCCUUCAGCAGUUGUCAGACCAAAUGUGUUAAAUUUAAACUGGUAAUCCGUCAUGUGAGAAUUCGCUUUAAUCGAAAUUUGUGUUGAUGUACUGUUUUAAAGGGAACCGAAAUCUUACCUCAGACAUUCCGUAUCAAAUUCACACGGCCGCCAAAGGCUGUUCCACAUUCUUGUGUAAUCGCAGUAUUAAAUUGUGCAAUAUUAAUAUGAAAAUGUUUACACUGUUGUCAUUUACCGGACCGCUUUUGUAGGUACUAUUAUUAUAAUACAUUCUGGAAAUGAGUGUUAAUGCAGCCUUGCAUUAAUUAUAUAAACAACCCAAUGCA